Messenger RNA from Raphanus sativus (radish), 1668 nucleotides. RefSeq names its product autophagy-related protein 9-like. Gene Ontology annotation, biological process: autophagy of mitochondrion; protein localization to phagophore assembly site. The transcript is spliced from 6 exons. NCBI's taxonomy places the organism in Eukaryota, Viridiplantae, Streptophyta, Magnoliopsida, Brassicales, Brassicaceae. The record is from RefSeq and is a predicted model, not a curated record. The coding region runs from base 1081 to 1464 and encodes 127 amino acids. Gene Ontology annotation, cellular component: phagophore assembly site; autophagosome.
UAAGAUGUAACGAAGGAAGGAACUUGGAGGGGUAAAAAAAGAGAAGGAAGAGGAGAAGAAAAGAGGGACUCGUCGUGAUCACGUAUUCUUUGGUUAAAGAGUAAUCCGCAGCAAGAGAAGAGAAGAGCCCAAAUCGAAAAUUGAAAAUUGAAUCGAUGUUCAAAGUAGACAAAGCUCUUCUUCUUCUGCGUCUGCUUCUUUAAGGGAAUUGUGUUUGAUCAAGUAAUGUUUGUUUGUGCAAUGGUUGCCCCCCCCCCUGGAUUGUGUAUAUGUUACUCUCUUCCCUGUGCUCGAAUGUUUCUUAAAUUGCAUCGUUUCAUUGAAUAAGAAAGAUCUGUUACUGCAUUCUCGUGAGGCACUGUUUCCAAGUGGUAAGCGCAGUGGGGAAUGGACUGGUUGUGUUGGCCAAUUGUCAGUCUUUACGAAUGAUGAGUGGGGGCCAAAAACCUCCCAAAUGUAUUCAACUUUUUCAAAUGGCGACGUGGUGAACCAUCAUCAUCAUCAUCAUCAGCAUCUUUGACUACUGGAUUGCUCGAUAAUGCGUCACACGAGAUCGAGCUAUCCAACUACGGUGGGGGAGUGAGUACCAAGCCCCGGAAGCGAGAGCCCUUCAACGGAGAGAGCCUAAACGUACAACCAGUCGCUGAUUUGGACCUCUUCUUCGAGAAGCUCUACAGCUACUACAGAGACAAGGGCCUCUCUGGUGUAUUAUUGUCAAAUGGGCUGUCGAGCUUCUGAGUCUUGUCAAAUGUGGGAUAGAUGCGGUUGAGCCGUGUGAUCUUGUCAAAGAAGCUAUCCAUGAGCACCCUCUGUCCCCUUUCACGCUCACAACCGCUAUCAUCGUUGGGUACUUGGCGCUCUUCUGCUUCUUAAGGUUCUUUGCUCAGUUGAAGGAUACUCUAAGACUUCCCGGCACUUUUAUUACAACAGUCUCCAUGUUACAGACAACGAGAUCCUGACUAUGCCAUGGGAAACAGUCCUUGAAAAGGUUCAAGAAGCGGCUGUUUGUGGUUGGGCUUGCUAUGCUUUUGCUGUCACCGUUCCUUGUCAUCUUCGUGUUGGUGUAUCUAUUCCUAAGUCAUGCUGAACAGUUCUACAAUCAUCCGAGCACUGCAUCUUCCAGAAGAUGGUCCAAUUUUGUCUAGAUGGCUCUUCAGGGAGUUCAAUGAGGUUGACCAUUUAUUCAAGCAUAGGAUUAACAGCAGCGCAGAACACGCGUCCCAGUAUCUGAACCAGUUCCCCUCGCCUAUCAUCUCCAUCGUUGCAAAGUUCGUCUCGUUUGUGUCUGGCGGCUUUGCGGCUGUGUUAAUCAUCAUUGGGUUUCUCGAAGAGUCUCUUCUAGAGGGUCAUAUAUUGGGUCGCAAUUUGUUCUGGUAUGCUGCUGUGUUUGGAGCCAUUACAGCCAUUAGCCGAGCUGCUAUUUCGGGUCCUCGACCCGGUGGGAACUAUGGCUGCGGUGUAUGAAGAAAACUAAAUCACUAGAUAGUCAAAAUAUUUUAACUAUAUAGGGAACACCUCUUUGUAACCGAGAAAGCCAAAAACCAAUUUGUGAUGAACGUACAUGGCCAAGCCAACGUUUUUUUUUUGACCGAACAAGUCAACAUUAACGUACGUAUCUUUAUACUUGUAGAUAUUACAAUACUAAAUGUACGUGUAUUUCUAUCACCU